Cryptococcus deneoformans JEC21 is the source of this 1298-nucleotide messenger RNA. RefSeq names its product enzyme regulator, putative. Bases 79 to 1203 code for a protein of 374 amino acids. Lineage: Eukaryota; Fungi; Basidiomycota; Tremellomycetes; Tremellales; Cryptococcaceae. Gene Ontology annotation, molecular function: protein binding. The record is from RefSeq and is a predicted model, not a curated record. The transcript is spliced from 7 exons.
GUACUUCUUUGUAUUCCAGCUCUUCCUUUUACGCUUGCAUUCUUGUGCAGACUAUCCACAGUGUUACCAAUCCCGUCGAUGGACCAGCAGCAAGUAUCGCCGAGUAUCUCAUCAGACGUCCAGCAAUCGGCGAACCAGCAUGUGCCUUCCCAGGCCAAGCCUCGGGCAAGGUUAGGCCCCACCGAGGUAGUCCAACUUCCGGCGUCAGACUCAGAGCCCGACGAUGAGGACGGGAACAAUCAGGAGACAGAUGCAGGGGGAGACGGGAGUCCCGACUUCUUAAAAGAUUAUCCAGAAGAUACAGAGGAUCUUCAACUCUUGCAUCUCCGCUUGAAAACACCUCUACUCGUACCUCUCAACUUUCCGAGGUUUGGGAACCAUUUGAAAAGGCUAUGUCUGCGUCAAAACGAGCUUACUUCACCCCUGCCAUCAGGCGCUUUUGCCAACUUGACAGAGUUAGAAGAGCUGGAUUUCUAUGAUAAUAGACUCGGACCUCACGUGAGGGAUGAGGAGUUGGCUGGAUGCCCCAAUAUUAGUACACUGGAUCUCAGCUUUAAUAACAUUCGGCAUGCACCCUCCCUCCCCAGCCUGCAACAUGUGAAUACGUUGUAUCUGGUUCAAAACAAAAUAUCUAGGUUAGAAAAAGGCGAGCUCGAUUGGUGUCAAGACACAAUGAAAAGCUUAGAGCUAGGGGGUAACAGGAUUAGGGUCAUCGAGAAUCUCGACAAAUUGAUACAUCUGCAGGAACUGUGGCUGGGGAAGAAUAAGAUCCGCGUGCUUGAGAAUCUGUCCACAUUCUCUUCUUUACGCAUUCUUUCUUUGCAAUCAAAUCGCAUCACCAAAUUGGAGAAUUUAGAGGGACUGGUCAAUCUUGAAGAAUUGUAUCUAUCCCAUAACGGCUUGCAAAAGAUUGAGGGUUUACAUCAUAAUAUCAAGUUGACUACACUGGAUGUCGGUAACAAUUUCAUAAAAGAGAUUGAAAAUCUGUCGCAUCUAUCAAAUCUGGAAGAGUUUUGGGCAAGUAAUAAUCAAAUCGGCAGUCUCCAUGCACUGGAAUCUGAACUUCGUCCCCUAACUAACCUCUGCACUAUUUACCUUGAAGGAAACCCAUGCCAGAAGGAAGAUAUGGGCAACUAUAGGCGAAAGAUCAUGUUGGCCUUACCCCAAGUCAAACAAAUUGAUGCGACGUAUGUGAAAGCUUGAACGAGAGGCUAUUGAAUAUGGCCCUCUAAGGUGAAAACAUGACCAUAAACGAGGUAGCAUUCCAUUGUAGUCAUUGUACAGAACGAUACAUCAGG